GGCCAGGCACAAGACAACGGAGAUCUUAUAGGCAAAGCAGUACAGUGAAAGCUAUGUAUCAUUUUAGUUUUUACUUGACUGCUAGAUUAACUUUCAACAGGGAUGAGACGAAAGUUCGAAACCUACUCCAUUAUGUUUCAAAUUCCAUCAAAUAUCACACCGACGGCAGGCCGACAGAGAUGACUGAAAGCUCCGCGAACAAACUGCUGAACGGAGACGCCUGUCGUCGGACUUCAAGCGGUCAAAAAGCAAGCAAAAAUGGCUUCGUGAAGAACCACUGCUUGUUUCAACAGCCGCAGAAGUAUCGUCGCCCCGGGGAGAAGAACCAACAUGGCACACACAACUCGAGCCUGUACAAGAGGCCCUUUGUGGAAUCGUUUGAGCAGACUCCUCUACUAGUGGCUGUGCUUACCUACGUGGGCUAUGGCAUCCUCACCAUCUUUGGCUACCUCCGGGACUUUCUCCGCCACUGGAACAUCGGGAAAUGCACAAUGGCACGAGAGCGAGAAGAGCAGAAGGACUUUGUCCCACUCUAUCAAGACUUUGAGAACUUUUACACCAGGAACCUAUACAUGAGGAUCCGAGACAAUUGGAACCGACCCAUCUGUAGUGUUCCUGGGGCAAAGAUGGACCUGGUGGAGCGAGUUUCGCCUGAUUACAACUGGACCUUCCAGCACACGGGCAAAGUGGUGAAGGGUGUCAUCAACAUGGGCUCGUACAAUUACCUCGGCUUUGCUGAGAACACUGGGGCUUGUGCAGACUCUGCCAUUGAGGUAACACAGAAGUAUGGCGUGGGAGUUGGCAGUACCCGCUGUGAAUUAGGGAAUCUUGACAUCCAUGAGGAGUUGGAACAUUUGAUUGCCCGGUUUCUUGGUGUAGAAUCAGCCAUGGCUUUUGGUAUGGGCUUCGCUACUAAUUCCAUGAACAUUCCUGCUCUCACUGGGAAGGGGUGUCUCAUCCUAAGUGAUGAGCUGAAUCAUGCGUCACUUGUGUUGGGUGCCCGUCUGUCCGGCUCAACAAUUCGUGUCUUCAAACACAACAACAUGCAAAGCCUAGAGAAACUCCUGCGAGAUGCCAUUGUACAUGGACAGCCAAGGACCCAUCGACCCUGGAGAAAAAUACUCAUUUUAGUAGAGGGCAUUUACAGCAUGGAGGGUUCUAUUGUGCGUUUGCCAGAGGUCAUUGCCCUAAAGAAGCGCUACAAGGCAUACGUAUACCUGGAUGAGGCCCAUAGUAUUGGUGCCUUGGGGCCUAACGGCAAGGGAGUGGUGGACUACUUUGGUCUAGAUCCCACGGAUGUGGACGUCAUGAUGGGAACAUUCACAAAAAGUUUUGGUGGAGCUGGGGGUUACAUCGGAGGCAAAAAGGAGCUGAUUGAAUACCUGCGACAACACUCUCACAGUGCCAUGUAUGCCACCUCAAUGCCUCCACCCGUGGCCCAACAAAUCAUCACCUCAAUGAAAAUCAUUAUGGGAGAGGACGGGACCACACUGGGUGCAGACCGCCUCCGCCAGCUAUCCGAGAACACAACCUACUUCCGCAGGAAACUUUGUGAGAUGGGCGUCAUCAUCUAUGGCAACAGUGACUCACCUGUCGUACCCGUGAUGCUCUACAUGCCUGCCAAAAUUGGGGCAUUUGGCCGUGAGAUGCUCAAGCGGAACAUCGGCACGGUGGUCGUUGGCUUCCCGGCAACUCCCAUCAUCGAAUCUCGAGCACGUUUUUGCAUUUCGGCUGCUCACACCAGGGAAAUGCUAGACACAGUAUUGGAGGCCAUGAAUGAAGUGGGCGACUUGCUGCAGCUGAAGUACUCCAGGCGUAGACAGUCUCCUCCUAAUAUCAGGUGGACAUCUGAGCAAAGCCAGCUUCAGGACUAAGCCUCACAUACACACAUCCUCCUGCUCCCUGUGUGUUUAGAUACAUUCACACAAACACAAUCUGAUAACGCUCUCUUGGCCUUCCACUUUUGUGUUUUGCACCACUUCUCUGUACCUCUUCUUACCGCUCUUCAAACAUCAGUGAACUCACCAGUAUACAUGAUGCUGUUCAAAUGCCAGGUUUUUUUUUUUGUAAUUAGACCAAGGAACAUUUCAACAUAUUUUCCACCAUUAUUUGUGAUCCGUUACCUAGUGUUGUGCUCAAGACUACACUAUACGAGACCGCGACCAUAAAAAUCUCUUUUGAUUCUAUUUUAAGUUGUUAAAGGUGCAGUCAUACAUACAGUGAUCCAGUGUUGUUUUUGGCAGCUCUUUUAAUUUUCGUCUUGGUCUUUUGGAUGAUAGUACUUAUCUUGUUAUAUAUUAGUCAUCUCGAAAUGUGUUUGUCUUCGUCUAGUUUUUGUUGACGAAAACUCGACCAAUUUUGACUAGUUUUCGUCUGUAAAAUGAAAAAAAAAAAAAAAUCUUCCAAAAAUAAUUAAAUAAAGGUUCCAAACUAUUUCGAAUGAACAUUGACAUACAAGCACAUAUUGUAGCGCCAACGCCAACUUGGUUAUAACACACACUCAGCAGGGAAACAAUACAUCAUUUUCAAUUUUAUCCAUUUGAAUGCCACGAACUGUAUGUAAAAAAAGUUGUCCGAGUUUAAGAGAAUUAGCCUAAUGCUUGCGCAAAUGCAAUGCUAAUGCUACGAGUUACAUUUAGGGGCAGUUUACAUGGCAACUCUGCGAUACGAAGACGCAAUGACUGUGUUGCGGAGUGGCCUUGCGUUCGUAUGGUAUCGGCGAAGACAGAAGGCAAAGACGCAAACCUUGGAAUCCUGCCUCCAAAGUGGAAGAAUUCGAUUGCGGGGGCUUGAGGGGGGGGCUUGCUCUGCAUGCAUAUCAAAAGCUCACGUGGCACGGGACCACGCCGAUAACGUCAGCACUCGUACACGUCACAUUGGGCGUGCGCAGAGGUGGUACUAAACAUUAAAAACAGCAAAUAUGGCGGAACUUCGGCUUUAAUUUACUGUUUUUAUAAUAUUUUUGAUUUAAAUAGGUUAAAUGUUUCCAUUUUUGUGCCUUUUUUAACAAAAGAAAAUGCCAUUGCUUGGAGUGGGCGGGCAUGUUGUCUUCGGGGCUGAGGAGUUCAAAGUGCAUCAUUCGCUGUCACCUUGUAAAUCUGCACUGCCCCCUAGGGCCUGACAUGAAUACUACAUUGUUUUCAUGCGGAAUUGCUACAUUGUUCGAAUGGAGACGAAACCAUAUAAAUGUAAACGGCCCCUUAGAGUGUCAUUAUCACUCAGCUGACACACCUUUUUAAGGCUAAAGCAAUAUUGCAUGUUCUCGCUUGCCAAGAUAAGAAAAUAAAUCUUACCGUGUGUGUCUCAAAACAAGCAAUGGGUAGACUGGAGGGGACACUGGCACUUUAAAUGAGUGACACAACCAGACACUGCUACAAUGCAGGCUAAUUACACAUAAAAUGUCACAGUUUUCAUAUUGCUCUCGUCUUGUCAGACAAAAACUGGCAUUAGUUUCGUUAUGUUGUAGUCUCCCAAAAUACGUUCGUUAUCGUCUCAACACCGUCAUGAAAAAAUUGUUCGUUGACGAAAUGUUUUCGUUAUAGUCAUCGUUGACGAAAACAACACUGCAGUGAUCCCUCGUUUUUUGUGCAAAACCACAAAGUAGCGCCAAAAAAAAAAAAGAUUAAAAAAAAAAAAAAAAAAUUAUGUGUGUGUGUGUGCUCAAUGUAUUUGUUCAGAUUUAGCAAUGGAAAGAGAUGCAUAGCUAAAGACAUGUUUUUUUCCCAAAAGUAUCAUUUUUAAAAAAAUGUAUCACAUAUAAGUUUUAAACAUCUUACUGUCCCACCAAAUUAUUUUUAAACAAGAAUAAAGUAGAAAAAUGCUUGUCUUUAUUAAAUGCUUCAUUGCGUGCGUCCACUCAAAUCUUCUUGAGCUGCUUACUUAGACACACCAACUAUUUACCUAGCUAAACGAUGAUUGAUGCAUACUGUGUUUUGAAGUUUUGGCUUCCAAGCAUCACUGGCAAGAUCAAACCUUAACGUCUGUCAAUCAUCAUUAACUUUAAUAAAUAACUCCAGUGCAUUGCCUGACCAAGAAAAGCAGCAGAAGGUAGAGUGAGACUACGUGACCAGAUCCGGACAGCUCUUCUGUAUUUACUUUUUAAUUGAAAUAAAAUCCGCAAUGGACUGAGGGCUAAGUUUGAAGUGCAAAGUAGCGAGGGAUCACUGUACUGUAUGUCAGUAACCCAAAUUGAGCUAGUUAGUUGUUUUGCUUAAAAUCACAUUGGCUGCCAUUGAUGGUGAUCUUACAUUGACCACACAGUAAUUUUGCCGUAUUGCCACUUACAACACCUCCCAGUCAAAAUGGCUUCGACACCUGUAGCCUUCCAUGGCACUAAAACAUGAUUAUUCAAUAACAGCCAUCCCAGUUCAAAUGGAUUUGAUGUCUAUCGCUGUCAAUAGAAGUGAAUGAAUCAAAAGAAAAAUUUCGACUACAUCAGGACUCAAGACUUUUGGGAGCCGAGACCGAGACCAGACCCUCAAAAUGUGGCAUUCAGUUCAGACCAAACCAGACAACAUUCUGACCUGUUGAAUUAAAAGACAAUAUUGCUGCCUGCCUAUUUAAUGGAUUUGUAAAAUUAGUAAAACAUUUUAAGGAUUUUUUAACAUGAUUUCAUUUUUUUUUUAUCUCCCAAAACCUGGAAUUUGUACUGGCAUAUGUAGGCUUUAUACCUCCACUGUAUUUCUGAAGACUUUCAAAUCUUUCAACCAAUAGAAAAACCAACAUCAUGUACAUUUACUGUGUCUGUGACUGCAUUAGGAAACACUUUUAUUCCCUUGAGCACCCUGAAUGUGUAUGUUGUUUGUGCAAUUGUAACUACAAUGGAUUUCUUUGAGAUUUUGGACUCAAAGUAUUCCAUUUGACAUUACUUGUGCACUUAAGUCUUAAAUAUCAUUGUAGCAGUUGCUAUGAUAAACACAACAGCAAAUUGUGAUGUAUGUAAAUAACAUUUUUCACAAAGUCACUCAUGCUUUUGGAGCCCGUAAAGGGACAUCGACAGAAAUAAAAUAAAUUUAAACUAUCUGGUGCGCACCAGAUAGUAUGUGGUGUGCACUAGAAACAAAGUCACUCAUGCUUUUGGAGCCCGUAAAGGGACAUCGACAGAAAUAAAAUAAAUUUAAACUAUCUGGUGCGCACCAGAUAGUAUGUGGUGUACACUAGAAACAAUCUGGUAAACAUUAGCAUUAUAUAGCAUAUAAGCUAGCAGACUUUAUUAUGCAAGUUAGCCAGUUUUUCUUUUGUUGUAUUUUUAGUGCUGCAAAGAUUAUUCGAGUAACUCGAGUAAUUCGAUUAGAAAAAAGCUUCGAAUCAAAUUUUGCUGCUUCGAGUAUUCGUUUAAUUAGAGUGACUUUGUAAUGGUUUGUUUUGAAUGUGUUUGAAUUUAGUUUGAUUGAUUUAGGUGGAUACAUUGCCUUCUAGUGGCAACAGUGGAUAUAACAUAACUCAUUUAAAAUGGCUGAAUCCAGCUGCUCCCUGUUAAGACCAACACACGGUAAGGUUUUUAUAUUUGUUUUUUAUGUAGUCGUAAUUCAUUUUUUGUGGGAAUACUGGACUGUCUCAGAAAAUUAGAAUACACAAUAUUCUAAUUUUUUGAGACAGUCCUGUGUAUAUAUACAACUGUCUCAGAAAAUUAGAAUACACAAUAUUCUAAUUUUUUGAGACAGUCCUGUGUAUAUAUACAGGACUGUCUCAGGAAAUUAGAAUAUUGUGUAUUCUAAUUUCCUGAGACAGUCCAGUAUGUGUCUGAACGAUUUGUUAAGAGCGAUGUUUUUUAAAAAAAAAUAUUCGCGUUUUAUAGCACUUAAACUAGCCUUUUUCAGUGCAAGUUAGCCGAUUUUUGUUUUGCUUUAAUUAGAUCCUCAUUUAUCUAUUUUUAUACCAUUAGAGGCUAUGCUCAGGUUUUGUUUUGUUUUUUUUUUCAUUCUGCAUAGUUUGAAGAAACACUCCGGAAUUUUCUAUUCGCAUUUAAUGCUCUUUUGAAAGUGCAAUCUUAGCAAGAUUUUUUACAUCUCCUAAAAUUGAUGCUGCAACGCAUUAAAUGUCCCUAACCCGAUUACUCGAUUGUUCGAACUAACCAGUUGAUCGAUUAAUCGACUUCUAAAAUAAUCGAUCACUGCAGCCUUAUUUAUUUUUUCAUAUCGUUUUAGGCUAAGCGCAAGUCAACUAAAUCCUGUAUUAUUUUUAGCGCGCUGAAAAUGCUAGUGUCCGAUUUGCGCCUGAUCUUAGCUUUAAACCAUAUAAAAAAAUAAAUAAAUGAGGAUCUUACAAAAGAACAAUUUGGCGAACUUUCAUAGCAAAAAGUCCGCUAGCUUAAAUGCUAUACAAUGCUAAUGUUUAUCAGAUUGUUUGUAGUGCGCACCACAUAUUAUUUGGUGCACACCAGAUGGUUUAAAUUUAUUUUAUUUCUGUCGAUGUCCCUUUAGGAGCUCCGUACAUGCUGCCUAAGGUAUCCAAACAACAGAUAUCAGAAAAGCAUGUUUUCCUAUAUUCUAUAUAUCAUCACAUGCCUCACCUGCAAAAAUCACUUGAACUUGAACAGAGUUUAGAAUAUUAGCUUCUUUCCCUGACCAAAGCAAACCUAUCUAUAUAUACAUAUAUAAAGAUUUAUAUUUUGUACCUUGCUCUUCAAAUGUAAAGCAAAUGUUGCAAUAGAAAACAUAUCCCGGGAAGAAAGACUACAGAAUAUUUUUUACAGCUUCUUUUCUAGAGCUAUUUUUAGCCUAAUUUACUGUUUACACCUGCUCUCAGAAAUGUCAGUCGAUUGUUUUCUCGUGUCUCAUUUUCCUCGAGCUUCCUAUCAUUUGUCGUCUUCGAAAUUUGACACGGUCGCAUGUACAUUUGAACUGUACGUAUGACGAUACUGCGCUCACGCUUAUCUGAUGUACAGCUUUAUUUAUUUGAAGCAUCUGUCUUGUCUUUCAGCCGUCUGUUUUAUGUGAGAAAUGUAACUGUUAUCUGAAAGGCAGCUUCACAUGUAUCCCCAUGGGUGUGCAUAUUUUAAAUAAUUGUUUGACUUCAGUGCUAGCACUACUGACAGGCAUCGAAAAUGCACAGAUGAUGUAGUCACGGAAAUAUGCAGGAGUUCUACUUGGCGUGUCAGAUGUUGUUUUUUCAUAACUCGCAUUGUUUUUCAGAAUGGCAUUCCAAUUCGAUCCGCCUUCACCACGCUGUUAAAAUUGAAAUGUCUCGUUGUUGCAUCACACUUAAUUGGGGCAUCCCCAAACAUUGUGUUUUAUACAGACAUGGAUUUAUUGAUGGUAAUUAAUAUCCAGUAAUGCCAGCGUGACAAUUCUGGUCACAGCCAUCAUGCUGAUCUGAACAGGUUUACAUCUUUUUUUGUAUCACAUCAAUGCAUCAUUUAGUUGGUUUUUUUUUUACUACAUCAACUGGAAAACUCUUGUGUUGUAUGUCAGUCAUUUGUCAACAAAAUGGCAGUGAUGCAUCAGUCCAUGUACCUGUGGUGUGGCCGUAACCUGCAUGUUGCUGCAGUUGUAAAGUGUGCUCCAGCCUCCAACAUACUGUGUGUUAAAGUGAAAAAUGUCCCGUUUGAUAUUUAGGGGAGGAAAAUGCAUUCGCAAACUGUCUAUUCCCCCCACCCCCCACCCCCCAAAAAAAGAGAGAGAGACAACUGCUUCCACCUCUUAAUCAUGUGUUUUUACAACAACCCCACCUGAACUGACCUUCAGAGAUUAAUGAGAUUUAUCUGUUACUUAUCCCACUGGAAUUGUAGUUGAUUUGAAUUUCAAACCAUUCUGAGCAGAUUGUAAAGAUAUUGUUUAUUGAUCACACUGUUCUAAACAGAUUAAAUGACUUUCUUUGUUGUUUUGGACUCAAUUUUGUGAUCACGUAUCAAAUACUCUGAAUACUACACAGAGGUGGGUAGAGUAGCCAAACAUUUGACCCAAGUAAGAGUAGUGUUACUUCAAAAUAAUUUUACAAAAGUAAAAGUAGUCAUCCAAAAAAUGUACUCAAGUACAAGUAUUUGGUGGAAAGAAUACUCAAGUAAUGAGUGAACUAUGAACUGUUAUUAUACUGUACUAUAACCUAUUACAUAACCACAUUAAGCCAAAGAAAUACCCCAAAAAAAUCAUUGAAUUCAGGCAAGAGAAAAAAAUUACAUAACUGAAGCAUCAUUCGUCCAAAGGGCAUGACUUCCCUCAAGUGGAGAAAACAUUUCUUGUUAUGAAAUUAAAAAGAUCAUUUUUCGUUGGUCAAUCGGUGUCAAAUAAAAACUGGGGGAGAGUUUAAAAUUCAGGCUUUCGAGUCAUGUUGAUGGCAGCACUCUAUGUCAAAUGCUUAAUUGACACGGGAUUGAUUUUUUUUUUUUUUUUUUUUUUUGCGGUGCUUUAAAGACACCACUUGAUUGAACCGGUCGGAGUGAUCAUGGAACUGCAAGCUUGAGUCUGAUUGAUGUAACGGAGUCGUGAUUAUUGUUGCGACGUCUCUUUGGUGAAACUGGUAUAGCCGUUGUUGGCAUCAUCUCUGGCAAAAAAGAAAAAUCUAAUAUGUAGAAUAGAGAGGAAAAUAUAACUGUUGAAGCCCAAAGUAACGGAAUAAGAGUAGCGUUUCUUCUUCACAAAUCUACUCAAGUAAAAGUAUACCUUACUGAAACUACUCUUAAGCCCCUUUCACACCCUCCAAAACAACGGGAAUAUCGUGGGAUUUAACCGUGCAGCAGUUGUAUGUGAAAACAAUUUCCCGGGUCAACGGACACGGAGAUUAUGCGUACAUUUCACGGGUCGCUCUUAGUAUCAUGGCCGGGACUUUCCCGGGAAACGGUGUACGUGAAAGCAGGCGUUAAAUUCCCGGGUCACAGCACGAUGGCUGAUGACUUGAAUAUCAUGGCGAGCCGAUCGUCACUUCCUCUACUACUCUACUUUAGCUACUGCGGAAACAAGGUUGUUUGAUACUACCACCAAGAUCUGGACCUGUGUCGGUUCCACCCGGGCCCGUACCCGAGGCUUCUGUGCACACAAUGGCCGCCUUCCUACUCUGCGGGGCCUGAGGCAAGGGGGGAAAGCGAGCCGAUGACGGAGGGAUGCGUUCAAUGGUUUAUUAAAAACAAAAAUACACGCGAUCGCUGCUCACAAGGGGAAUUACACAAUGCGUCCGUGACAGUAGAACCGAGGAAGAGAGUCUGUCUUUGGAAAUGUGUGGUUUGUUUCCGAUGUUAGGGUCCGCCAAUGCGGAACAAGAUUGUACUUAAAAGCAGAAAACGACGGAGGGAAGCGUUCAAUGGUUUAUUAAAUACUAUUAUACUGAAAGGGGGGGCACAAAGGGUCCAUGACCGUUGGUCGACGGGAUCAAUAAAAUACUAACCUAAGCGGCAGGCAGAGAGCCGAUAAGACAACAAAACAAAGCCAGCGGGAUUCUUCCUUCACAAUCCAGCGAGAGUCUUCCUUCUUCUUCUUCUCUUGGUUCGCCUGGGCUUAAAUACAGUCUUGAUGAGCUUGAACUGGCUGCAGUUACAACAUCGGGAACGCUCCUUCCAGAACAAAACACGAUUUGACCAAUAAUGUGAAAGCCGAUGCCGACCAAAAAUAACGUCCGGGUUAUAAAAUUGCGCCAGCAGCCCUCCCCGCAAAGCAAGCGUCAGUGGGCAACACGGGACAAGUGUAUGAAAGUGUCCAAUCCGCGUCAUUCUUGGGACAUCUCUACAUGCGUGAAAGCAAUGACGCGAGUAAAUCCCUGUGUCACCUUUAGAAGUACAGUUUUCUCAAAAAGUCACUCAAGUAAUGUAACGCGUUACCACCCACCUCUGAUACUAAAUACCGCAUGUUUGAAAACGGACCAAUUCUCUGUGUUUUUAGAUGCAUUUUACACAAUGGGAAAUGUGUAUCGACAAUUCAGCCACACAGGUAAAUUGGUCCAGACCCCUCUAAAAAGACAAACUAAGAUAAUUAUCAGAGGCACUCUCGUUUCAUAGUUUGUAAUGGAGUAGUUAGUCUUUUUGCAACUGUAGUGUGCCACAGAAGAACUGGUUUAUCUGUAAAGAACUUGACACUUGAAGCCAAAAUAGUUUAUUUUUGGUUCAUUGUUUACACUAAAAUGUUGUUUGGUUUUGUUAUAUUAAUGACUGAAAGACUAUAAUCAGACUUUUAGGGAAAAUGGGUAGUUUAUUCAAGGGCGGCCUGCUGAUGGUAAUAGAAUGAUGUACAUAACCAUAAACAGGGGAUGUCCCCGAUCCGAUCGUGUGAUGAAAUCGGUCCAUUCGCGCCAUUUUUCAGAGGGUCGGAAUAUAGUGAAAAUGAUUUUUUUCCCCAUCUUUUUAAAGGCUAAAAAGUAAACAAAAUUAUCUAGAAAUACAAUGGUAUUGCCAAAAGAAACUAAAAAUAUAUACAUUUUAUACCUCGCAACACUCCCGGAAAAAGUGGAAGAGGAAGUACUGUAAAGCGCACGGUACUGUAACAUGUUUAGAACUUUCGUAGAAAUUAAAAAGAAAAAUCUUCGUUAAGAUUUUGCCCUUGUGUGUCUGAUCAUUGUGAUUAUCCAUGAUUUCACCUGUUUUUGCCUGCUCCUUGUGUCUUGACCAAUCCGCUCCCUCUUGUGUCAACCACCUGUGUCUCAUUGUCUCGUUACCCCUUGUCUGUAUUUAACAUCCCCAUGUGCUAUCUGUU
This is a messenger RNA of Corythoichthys intestinalis (scribbled pipefish), 10616 nucleotides long. It is a transcript of the gene sptlc2b, whose product is annotated as serine palmitoyltransferase, long chain base subunit 2b. The record is from RefSeq and is a predicted model, not a curated record. The transcript has 14 exons. Gene Ontology annotation, molecular function: pyridoxal phosphate binding; serine C-palmitoyltransferase activity. NCBI's taxonomy places the organism in Eukaryota, Metazoa, Chordata, Actinopteri, Syngnathiformes, Syngnathidae. The coding region runs from base 54 to 1874 and encodes 606 amino acids. Gene Ontology annotation, cellular component: serine palmitoyltransferase complex. Gene Ontology annotation, biological process: sphingosine biosynthetic process; ceramide biosynthetic process.